CCAUUAGGGCUUGCAAAAAUCUUUAAAAAUGUCGACGACGGGCCGAGAUUUAACGGCAUCGCCGCUCGAUGAACGCCAAAUUGGAAACGAUAGCGAUGAUAUCCCUCAGAUUGUAGAAAAUUGUGUGCAGCAUUUAAACUUUUUGGACUCUUUUAUUUUAAAAUCAAAAGAUGCUAUGCGCGAAUAACAAAUGUAUCAGUCGGCCAUUCAGAAUAUUCAAUUAGGACUUAGAAAAAUUUUGUUAAAUUUUAAACAGCCAAAUCCUGAAAAUGAUUUUGAACAGAAAAUUGUUAAUAUAGUGGAGAAAGCAAUUGAAAAUAAACUAGGAGACAAUAGCCUCGUCUCUCCGAUUGGCCCCCGCUAUAGCCAAAUUCUAAAAUCUAUCUUGCAACAUAAAAAUACGAAUGAAAAUAUUGUAAGCCCCCCGGUCACACUCGCUCAUACUAGUUAUAAAGUGAUUAUAAAGCCAAAUGCCAGUUUAAAAAAUAUCAAAUCAUCUGAGGACACCCGCAAAAUUUUGACGUCCAAGUCCCCUAAGGAUUUUGGGAUCAAAGUUAACAAAAUUGUGCCGAUUCGGAACAAUGCGAUUCUCGUUGAAUCAAAUUGUUCAUCAAUUUUGAAUUUGACGGAGAAUCCAGUUUUGAAAUYGCUAAACCUCUGCGCUGAGCGUAUUAACAAAGUGUGGCCAAAAAUUCAAAUUUUUGACGUCCCUAAGGAAAUGGAAACAGAACAAUUAGUCAAAGAAAUCCUGAAACAAGAGGGCCUGCCGGAAAAUAUUCCAGAAAAUUUUGUCAAGUCUGCGUUUAAAGUAGGGAACAAAGACGGUAAAUCAAAUCACUGGGUGGUUGAAUUACACCCAGCUGCACGAAAUUAUUUUAUCAAGACAGGUAGCAAAAUGUACAUWAGUUGGAAAUCUUUGCAUAUUAGGGACUACCUAAGAGUAACUCGUUGUUUUAAAUGCCAAAAGUUUGGACAUGUUUCAAAAUUCUGUAAUUCUGAAAAACAAUGCGGGUAUUGUYCAGGAACUGAUCAUGAAUCGAUGAAUUGCAAAGUUAAGAACGAAGAGGCCAAACAUAAAUGUAGCAAUUGCAUAAGAUCUGAACAGCAAGAAGUUAAUCAUUGUGCAGGGUCGCUUAACUGCCYUAUUUAUAAACAUCGGCUGCAGGAGGCCCUAAAAAACAUUGACUUUGAUGGAUAAUUCAAUCAGAAUUAUUCAAUUGAAUUGCAAUGGGUCAAAAUUGGCAACGGCAGAAUUGAUAACAAAGUUCAAUUAGCUUUAUUACAAGAACCGCAUAGGGUUAAAUGUGGGCAAAAUUACAAAUUGUCAGGAAUCUCGACCGCAAUUAGCUGCUUUGCAACUAACGAUCCGAAAUUUCAAACGGCAAUUCUGUGUUUUGACCCUAGUUUAAAUCCACUAUUUUACCCUCAACUUUCUAAUAAAUUCCUGACAUUACUUUCCAUUUCUGUGAAAAAUGUACAAAUUUAUUGUUUGAGCGUCUACCUGCCUCCAAGUGAAAGUCCGUUGCCAAUUUUUGAACACCUGCACAAGAUAAUAGAAUUUGUAGCAGGUAAUAGAAUCAUUAUUUGUGGAGAUUUUAAUUCAAGGUCGCAGCUUUGGUUUGACCRGUUUAACGAUAGAAAGUCACAUAUUAUUGAGGAAUUCAUUGCAAAUUAUAACUUAAAUUUAUCCAAUCAACCAAAUAAUUUACCGACUUUUCAAACCAUCAAUGGCGAAUCAAAUAUAGAUCUGACGAUUAACUCAAACGAUCCAUUUAUUGAAAUUUCAAAUUGGAAAGUUGAAAAUGCAACCUCAUCAGACCAUAAUUUAAUUAGCUUUAGAAUUAAUAAAAAUCUUGCUUAUACAGACCAUGCUGCACCYUGUCUUAAUUUCAGAUUGGACUUGACCUCGAUUAAAGAUGAAGUCCUUCAACCGCUUGUCGAUGACCUGAUGAGCCU
Tribolium madens (black flour beetle) is the source of this 1956-nucleotide messenger RNA. RefSeq lists its product as uncharacterized. The record is from RefSeq and is a predicted model, not a curated record. Lineage: Eukaryota; Metazoa; Arthropoda; Insecta; Coleoptera; Tenebrionidae. The transcript has a single exon. Gene Ontology annotation, molecular function: zinc ion binding; nucleic acid binding.